UUGUCAAAUCCAGCUGAUUUUAGUAAGAGAAAUUUUGUCUGCGUUUUCAAAUUGUUUUGAUGGACAGAUAAAUAUUUGUGAUAAAUAAAUUUUAAAGACGAAAAUAUAAUAAACUUGUGCAUAGUAUGAAUGCAAAACCGAUAAUAACAUACUCGGGCGCUGGUCCACUGUUUCGGUCGCUUGAAGCUCAAAUUCUUAAUGCUAUACCAUUGGACACAUGCGAAUGGCGACGUACAUUUCAUCGUCCGUCGAAACAAGUACGUUUAGAAGUACAAACCCAACCUUUUAAUGUAAAUGUGCUUGAAAAAUAUAAAAAAGGCGAGUGGAGUAUAUUGGAGCAUCCCAUCUUGCACAUCUUUGUUACAGAAUGCAAUGACUUAGACACGUACAAAGCUUCGGCGCAUGAAGAAAUUAAAAAUUGGUUGAAACAGUUAACUUCAUAUGGAAUCUCUGAUUGGAUGAUUUUAUUGGUAGAGACAUUGGACGUUCGCAAAGCGAAAAACCUACUACCACGAACAACAGUGCUGGAUAAAAUACGCCAAGAUUUUGCUACGAAAAAUGAUGAUCGAUGCAUUUCAGUGUUGAAUCCUGCGAAAUUCGAGCAGAAGUCUGCUGAGUCGUUUCGUUGCUUGGUUCAACGCAUUAGAUUCUUAAUACUUGCAAGUUACAAUCGCAACAUCGCUAAAUAUGAGGAACUUAUACGAAGCCGACGCGAAAAACGCAAUCAUGAUGGCUGGGAUUUUCGCCAGUACUUUUUUAUGCAAGAAGAUUUGGCAUUGAUCUUUGAGAAACUUGAAUUACAUACUGAAGCGCUCAUUCAAUAUGACGAAUUGGACGCAAUGUUUUCUCAGUUCAUAACUAAUACUGGCUUUGGCGAAAAACAAAGAUGGCUGGAGUACUUUAGACAACCGUUAAGUUCAUUUCACGGCAUUUGCUUAAGUCGACGAGAUAAGUUUGAAAUUCGCAAUAAAAUUAAAGAAGGGCCAGUUUCCAUAUUAGAAUUCCGCAAUUACUUAUUCGAACGGCAAGCUCAUCUUUUACAACAGAAUAACGAGACACCGGAAAUCGCCAGACGUCUGUUGAAUUUUCUGUUUUCAACCUUGCGAGAAAUUGAACUUGUAAAGUUAGAUACUCCAGAAGGAGCAUUGUCAUGUUGGGAAUUUGUUUGUGCUGUGGAAGUAUUGCAGACUUGUGAGCAGGCCAUGGAACCUAACGGUAUGAUUUGCUUUCAACAUUGUGCGCCCAUCUGGAAUUUAGCAAAAGAUAAAUUAUAUGAAUUGGGCAAACUUUGUGGUCUACUUCCGGGCUUUACACCUUCGUCUGAACAAUUACACAUCGUCGUGCAACUCUCUGCUGGAAUUGGUGACACACCGUUGGAACAGUCGCAGUUUUUGAAUCCUACACCCCAGAUUUCAGAGCAAAAACGGGAUCGGUCGCCCAACCGUCGACCGAAAAAACCAGCUACGGACCAAUUGAAAGAAGCCUUAGGAUCCAAUGAAGCAUUUCAAAAGCUUUACUUAGAGCUAGCUGAAUUGGCAAUUAGCACUUACAAACAUGUUACACGACUUCGUUCUGCCCGUUUAGUGGGUCUAGAUUUAGGCAACUUUUAUUGCGCACUCAAUGAACCGCAUAAAGCAGUUGGUUUCUUCACAGAUUUGUUGCGUGAAUUAAAGGCCGAAAACUGGCACGCCUUAAGUUCACAGACGUUGCUGGAACUAGCUAAUUGUUACCGUAAAAUGGGAGAUUCUUUAGCUUAUACAAAAACAUGCAGCUCCAUAUCCUGCUGUCAAGAGUUGGAGAUGCUGGUGCGUUCGUUUUAUUUCGAUGAGUUCCUCAAAUCAGUAAAGACACUUACAACCUCUCUCUCAGCACAACCAUCUUUGGAAAAUGCUAAUUAUUGCGUACUUGAAGAUCAUUUUCGAAUUUGCGAUAUAAUUGUACUGAAUGAGGAACCAAUAAUACAAGAUGAUAUUAUUAUGGUACAAUUAAAAUUAGAAAGCAUGUACCCACGAGAAGUAGUGGCUGAAAGUAUACAGCUUUCUUAUGAAAUACAUGCUUCACCACUUGCAAGCGAGGCGACGGUGCCAAAUCGAGCCGCGCUGGCCAGUAGCUCAAUAGACGGAAAGCUUAGUAGAAUACCGACAUCAUCACCACUUAAAGAGUCUCGUCUUAAGAUGUCACUGCGUUUAGAUUAUAAACAGGAUAAUACCCUGGAUUGUGCUUCGGUAGAAUGCGACGUGCCCAAAGCGAAGCAACCCGUUCGACGUACUAGCAGUACCAAACGGAAGCUUUCGCCUAGUGUGCAGUCUGACUUUACGAAUUUCGUAGCAACGGAAAAUGUUGCCAUACCACCUGGAUAUAAUAUUAUCGAGUUGAAAUCUAAAGCUACCCGUGUGGGAACAUGGGACUUCAAGCAGAUGCGUAUAUCUAUAUCACAGUUGGAAUUCUUUUCGGAGAAUAUUCCAUUUAGAGCAUCACCAUUUGUGAUCACCACCAAGCCGGCUGCGGCGGUGCUUAACUUUAAGAAUUUGAUUGCAGGUAUUGAACAACCCGUUCGUUUGAUUGUUUCCGGUGGGAGUUUCAUAUUCCCAACUGAUGCUAAAAUUACUUUGAAAUGCUCAAAGAAUUUACGCAUUCGCAUGUCAUGUCGUUCUGGGGAAGAAAAUGGUGACAAUCUUACUAACGAAAGUGAAGGUAUUCUUCACGAAAUUGUCAAAGAUAAAGUUACUACUACUGCUUUGGAAGAUGACUCUACAUUUGCUAGUGUACUGCAAGUUCCAUUACAAAAUUUCAAAUCUUUUGAGGAACGGGAAAUUCCGCUAGAAGUAUUAACUGACUUGCCAGGUCGCAAAAUAUCUAAGCAUUUAGAGCAUUAUGUGACGCUAACAUGUCCAUGGUCCCGUAAUGAACUGCAGAUAGCGAUAGAUUUUCAGCCCGCUUUGGAGGCCCAAUGCCGUCUACAUACCUGCGGAACUCAAAAAUUCUUACAUGUCGUGAUGAAAGGACUGGAAGCAAAUUUAUAUUUAACGGAAGCAAAGGUCAAAUGUGAUGUUUCUGGUGUGCGUCUAAUAGAUUUGAAUCCACCAUCACAAGCGCGAGUGCAAAUCUAUAAAGGAUUAACGGUCUCUUAUCUUUAUGAAAUACAAGUGGAACCGUUAAAAGCUGAGGUAGAGUUACCAGCGGUCAUCAAAGUGCAUUUUAUAACAAAAUACUCAACCGUAGAAAAUCCGCAAUUGUUGCGUAACUACGGCUGCGCUUUCGAUUUAGUAGACUAUACAACGCUUUUCAAGGUGCAAACACAAUUGGAACCAAACGAAUUGUGUCGUCUGCGUUCUGUGUGUAAUUUAAAUUUGAAAAUUACUAAGGUACAUGAAAAUCCCUAUGUGGACUUAAUGUAUGAGGUGCUGAGCGAUCAGAAUUUAUGGGCAGUAUGUGGACGGUCAGCAGGCGUUGUAUCAAUGAAAGAUGUGGAUUGCCACUCAAUAUCCUUGGACGUCAUGCCCUUGAGUACGGGCUUUCUACCGAUGCCGAAUAUACGCUUGUCACGUUAUACAGCUGGUGGGAAGAACAAAGCUGAUACACAUUCCAAAGUGCAUCCAUUUCCACAGGGUCAAGUUUACAACAGCACAAAAAGUAUGCAGAUUCAUGUCAUAGCCAGCAGCAAUGGCGAACAAUAGAAUUAAGGUUUAAACUAAGCGAAAUUUAUCAACUUCUACGUACAUUUACUCGUCUGUAGUUAUAUUAUUUAAGGGCAAUCUGUGAAAGUAUUAUUGUUGCAAUAUUUUUGAGAGAGAGAAAAAUUUGUUCGCAUUCACAAUCGAGUUGUUUAGUAAAAAGUAUACAUACAUAUUUAUAGCCAUAUGCAUGGUCGUAUGUGCAUACAUACAUACAUACAUACACAUGUUUUUUUAUUUGAUAAACUCCCACAAGUAUCUACUGAUAUUGCAUAUUUUUGCUGACAUAUAAACCAUUGUUGACAUCAAUUUGUAAUACGAGUAUAUUAAUUAAAGUAGGAAUUUUAUAGUA
This is a messenger RNA of Ceratitis capitata (Mediterranean fruit fly), 4026 nucleotides long. RefSeq names its product trafficking protein particle complex subunit 10 (gene SIDL). Gene Ontology annotation, biological process: early endosome to Golgi transport; intra-Golgi vesicle-mediated transport. NCBI's taxonomy places the organism in Eukaryota, Metazoa, Arthropoda, Insecta, Diptera, Tephritidae. The transcript has 7 exons. Gene Ontology annotation, molecular function: protein binding. Gene Ontology annotation, cellular component: TRAPPII protein complex. The record is from RefSeq and is a predicted model, not a curated record. The coding region runs from base 126 to 3677 and encodes 1183 amino acids.